Carassius auratus (goldfish) is the source of this 1943-nucleotide messenger RNA. RefSeq lists its product as uncharacterized. Bases 267 to 1943 code for a protein of 558 amino acids. Lineage: Eukaryota; Metazoa; Chordata; Actinopteri; Cypriniformes; Cyprinidae. The transcript has 4 exons. The record is from RefSeq and is a predicted model, not a curated record.
UUCAGUCUCUGUGUAGUUAACUUAAAGAGUUUGUGAUGUGAUGCCAUAUAAUUUAAAGCUGGCAACUUUUUUUACAGCUCAAUAAUGUAAGGGGUUAAAGAAUAUUACUUGAUACACACUUAACAUGUGUGCACUUUUGUGUACUUACACACACAUAUGUUGGUACACUCAUUAUUAGGAUAUUUAGGUAUAAUGUGUUAUGCUAAUGACAUUUUCUUGCCCCUUAAGUGCACAUCCCAGAAAACUUGACCAUUUUCAUCCACUAGAUGGCGCGAGCUGUAUUGUUCUUCCGUUUUUACCGGAAAGGGAGCCAUUUUGUGUACUUUCGGGAAAGAAAAGUGAAACCUGAUUUUGAGAUGCCUCGCACAAAGCAAACCCGGCGCUCCCAGGCCGCAAAGAAGAGGAUGGCAGACCGGAUGGCUGCUGAUCCUGAAGAGGCUCUGCCACCUCUUAAAAAAUUGGCAGAAGUAACAGAACGUUGUGUACAUCACAACGGGGCUAUAAAACUGGGUCAUAACAGUGGUCAUAACCGUGGUCAUAACCUUGGGCAAACAAGUGGUCAAACAAGUGGUCAAACAAGUGGUCAAACAAGUGGUCAAACAAGUGGUCAAACAACUGGUCUAAACAAUGAUGCUAAAAACACGGAUCAUAAUAGUACUGUUAACAUGACCAUGAAAGCUGUUUCUGAUUUGUGUCCACAGAAAUCGUACAUCAGUGGCUCUUUCCAUCAAGGAGAUUACCGUUUUGGCCGGAAUAGGGGAAGUCAAUGUGGUGCAAACUGUUUAACUGCAAUUGUGAUGUGUAAGAUGAAAAAUGUGUUGCAGUGGACGAGAAGUGACCUGGAUGCUGUUUUGAUCCAUGGAGAUGACCUGUACAGUGCCAUGAGAGACGCAGGGAAAAUCAACGAUCCUGAAUCCGGCUUCAUAGCUGUUCAUGAGCUACCAGACACACACACACUUAAAGAUUGUCGGUUUUCAAUAAACUAUGGUGAAACAUUGACUGGCUUGUUUGGUAUCAAUAAAUAUGAUGGGGAACUACAAGGGUAUGCUAUGUCUUUUGAUGAAGCAGUAAAUCGAGCAUUCCAGACGUUUGAUGCUGUUUUAGUGAAUAUUAAGCUAGCCAUAUGUGCAGCUGUCAGAGAAGGUUCCUGGUAUGCAGUGAUUGAUCCACAUUCAAGACAAGGUGAUGGCAGAUGUGUAGCUGACGGUAAGAGUGUAGUGGUUUACCAUCGUGACUUGCACUCGCUGAUUGUUCAUUUCCGGAAACUUGCCGCGUCUAUAAAUGCACGUUAUCAGGAGUUUGAGGUAACUGGGGUCAAUGCGGUUAUGACUGGCGGAAAACGUCCAUUUUGGCAAGUGAUAGAGAACGCUGGUCCAGCAGAAAAUGAGCGUGAAGGUGAUGUUAAGUGCAGUCAAUCUCCGGGUGAUUUCAUGGACGUAGAUGAAACAUCUGUGAAAGAAACUUGUGCACGACAGAGACCAAAAACACCAUACCCAUCUGAUGAAAACGAAGGUGAUGUUGAAUUUAUUUCACAAGCUGCUAGUGCUUCUUUACAGUUUAGUCCAUUAACACAUGAGAAGCAAAGGGCUGUUUGCUUAAAGCUAAACAUUGCAAACAUUGUAAAACAACAAAACAAUCCACCUGAGACUCUUGAAGUGGUUGAGCCUUGUGAAACGAACAAGACUGUUGCAGAUGGAAACUCUUUUUUUAGAGCUUUAGCCUUUGCUGUAAGUGGAUCAGAACGAGAACACAGAAAACUGAGACGGGCUGUCGUUACACACAUACUGCAGAAUGAAGAAAAGUACCUACAGUAUCUCAGACAAGGAUACAGCUCUGUACCAGACUACAUUGCCAAAACAAGAAUGAAAUUCGUUGGAAAUCGGGCAACAGAGAUGGAAAUACAAGCAGCCAACACAGCUGUCAACACCAUGGAAUUUAUUUGA